UGACCAGCCCUACCCUUCUUUUUUUCUUUCCGAAGUCCUCCAUUUUCGAAUGAGAGAGCGAGAGCGCGAAAGGAGAGGAUCCAAGAAGCGAUUCGCGCGUAUCUUUUCCUUUCGCCAAAGAAUUUGGGACGACUUGUAGGGUAUUGAGGUCCGAUCGGCAUUAGUGCUACUUCCGGCGUCGUUUGUAUCCGGUAAGCGUUAGGUUUUCAGAAGGAGACAGGAUCAAUGCGGCUGGAGGUGCUGGACCUCCACAAGUUUCUGCUUUCCGAGGGCUUGUAUAGGAACCAUUUCCGAGCUCAUCUCGAGCGUGGCUGUAAAUUUCUCCACUUUAAAGGGUGCAUUCUAAGCCGACAUAUGUAUGGGCUCCAGUGCUACCGGAGAACUAUUCCUCCUGAAAAAAAAUACACAACAGACAAGGACGAUUUCUGGUCGUUGGGUGGGGGGUAUUUGGAGCCUUUUCCAGGUGACGUAAUUUUAUUGGACUCCGAACGUAUCUCUAUAUCAGAACUUAAAUGGGGCGUUUACAUGUAUACCACCUAUUUCCAAUGUAUCUCGAUAGAUCUCUUCGCUGUAUAA
Messenger RNA from Phalaenopsis equestris, 576 nucleotides. RefSeq lists its product as uncharacterized. The transcript is spliced from 3 exons. The record is from RefSeq and is a predicted model, not a curated record. NCBI's taxonomy places the organism in Eukaryota, Viridiplantae, Streptophyta, Magnoliopsida, Asparagales, Orchidaceae. Bases 226 to 576 code for a protein of 116 amino acids.